Molecule: messenger RNA, 835 nt
Organism: Gastrolobium bilobum
Lineage: Eukaryota; Viridiplantae; Streptophyta; Magnoliopsida; Fabales; Fabaceae
Product: PRA1 family protein B3-like
Exons: 1
Coding region: 167-817 (216 amino acids)
Biological process (GO): vesicle-mediated transport
Cellular component (GO): Golgi apparatus; endoplasmic reticulum
Source: RefSeq, a predicted model, not a curated record
AAAAAAAAAAAAAAAUUCUUACCAAACACACCCUCGCUGUUGCGUGGUAACAUAGCCCAAACUAAUAGGAUUCUUUCCUCUCUAUUAGUUUUUUUAAUUUUUCUUUUCUUUUCAUCUUCCCCAGUCUCAAACACCUCACGCGCCAUUCGGUUUCACGCGCCACCACAUGGCUUCUUCACCAACACUCCCCAUCUCGACCCCCGUAUCCAACAGCAGCGCCGCCGCCGGUACACAAUCGCAGUCACCAAUGGCCACGGCGGCUCUCCGCGCCAUCAUUUCCCGGCUCUCCUCAUCCCUCCGCCACGGAUUCUCGGAGCGGCGCCCUUGGUCGGAGCUCAUCGACCGAUCCUCCAUGUCCCGUCCAGAGUCCCUCACCGAAGCAUACUCGCGGGUCCGCAAGAACUUCUCCUACUUUCGCGUUAACUACGUAACGCUAUUGGCCUUCGCCCUCGCCGUCUCUCUCAUAACCCACCCUUUCUCUCUCUUCCUCCUCUUCGCCCUCCUAGCUUCAUGGACCUUCCUAUACCUCUUCCGCCCCUCAGACCAGCCCCUCGUCCUCUUUGGCCGCACCUUCUCAGAUCGCGAAACCCUCGGCAUUCUCGUGGUGCUCACUGUUUUCGUUAUCUUCCUUACCAGCGUUGGAUCCCUCUUGAUCUCCGCCUUGACCGUUGGUUUGGCCAUCGUGUGCGCGCACGGUGCGUUUCGAGUCCCCGAGGACUUGUUUCUCGACGAUCAGGAACCCGCCAACGCCGGCUUCCUUUCGUUCCUCGGCCGCGCUGCGUCUUCUGCCGCCGCGCCGGCUGUUCCGCGCAUGUAAACGGAGGGAUCUGGACUU